Molecule: messenger RNA, 2400 nt
Organism: Saitoella complicata NRRL Y-17804
Lineage: Eukaryota; Fungi; Ascomycota; Saitoellomycetes; Saitoellales; Saitoellaceae
Exons: 3
Coding region: 186-2327 (713 amino acids)
Molecular function (GO): protein binding
Source: RefSeq, a predicted model, not a curated record
AAUUUCUCGGUAUCGUUAUCGCGCGUACGUGCUACAGCUGCAUGGACUCCGGACGAACAGACCAGCUGCUAUCAACAUUCAAGAAGCAGGACUUCUUUGUUUUCUGAUUUGAACGACGCUGCUCUCAGCGUCCUCUGUUUUCCAGGCGCCUUAGUGUUUCUCGCUGAAGAGCUCGAAUUGCGACAAUGUCUUCAUCCCUCAGCGGUCUCGAGAACUUGAUCAGUUCACAAACGGGUGAGCCUCACAGAUCACCUCGCUCGUUAGGUCGGGCGUAUAACGUACUCACUUCACCUGGUCCUGUUCAUUCUGACGGUUCUCCUUCCCGUUCCCAACCCCAUCCCUCCACAAGUCCCCUCUCACCUUCUUCCCGCCACCUCUCCCGCCCGCUUUCCUUCCCGACCGCAGCUGGCCUGCAACAGCUCGCCGAAGGAUCCCCCUCUUCCUCAUCCUCCUCCUCGACGGCGUCCGGCUCUGCGCCGUUAACGUUCAACUCCUCCAACAACCACUGGCCCCAGACGCCCCAGACGCCCCAGACGCCCCAGACGCCCCGCAAGAGCCGUGAUGACACUGAAGGAAGGAAUGAAUCACUUCUGGGAAGGUCCUAUACGAUGCACACUCCCUCGCGCAAUCGUCCCAUACCGCGUCGUGAGCGGAGUCCAGCGUCGUCCGUCUCGAACCAUCUCUACACCCGUGGAUUUCUCGAGGGCGCAUGUUCAGACAUUGCGAUCGUCGCAUUCGGGAAGACGUAUCAUCUUCACCGUCUCGUCCUUGACCGUUCGUCUUUUUUUUCCGCUAUGUUCGGGGGACCGUGGUCGGAUGCUACCUCCAACACUCUAGAGCUCACGUUCGAUGAUCCGAAUAUCACACAAAUCGCAUUAGAAUGUGCGUUAGGGAGGUUGUAUGGGCACCAAGACCAUGAGUUGGAGGAGAAGCAUGUUAUGGGCAUCCUUGCUACUGCGAAUUAUUUGGGUAUGCAGGAGCUUGUCGAGGUUGCUUUUACCCAUAUUCUACGCACUCUCACGACGAGCAAUGUGGCAGGCCGCCUUGCAUUCGCGACUGGAAGUCAAUAUUAUGGCGCUGCCUCGAGCAAGUUGGAUGAAGCUUGUCGAGCUCUGCUAUUCAGGGAGGGUUGGGGUAUGGGAGCUGUUGGGUGGGAUGGGAUUUCUGCCGAGGUUGUUUAUGAGCUUGUCAGUGACGAUAUGUUCUGGGUACCGAACGAGUGGGAACGCUUUACCUUCGCGAAGGAGGUGCUUGAGUGGCGGAUGAAUCUCAGCAAGGUCAGAGCGAAGGACGAGAACGAAGCGGACGAGACGUUGGACGUAGCGCCGUUGAGAAAGUUGUUAAACAAGGGCGUUUAUUAUACGCAUAUGACGUUUGAGCAAUUGCAGGUUAUCGCCGAGAUGAAGGAUACUGAAGGGAGGGAGAUCGUGAGUAAGGAUGUGAUUCAGGCUGCUUUAUGGGACCAAAUGACGCUUCGCCAGCGUAUCCAGAACACCCCCGCCGACUCACCUGCUGCUGGCCUGGCAAUUGAGACGCCUCUGUCCACCGACUCCGCCGCCCUCUAUCCCGUUGCGACCGACGGCAACACAGUUCACGGAGACUCCACCUCACUCGACUCCCCCGAACAACCCCCAUCGCCCUCCACCUGGUCCCCCUAUCCCCCCUUCCGCUUCUCCGCCGUAUUCAAAAAUGUCCGCGCCCUAAAAGAGGACAAACGCGUCUACUCCAAGACAGUCUUCUACGCCGGCUCUCAGUGGAACGUCUAUAUCCAGAAAGUCCGGACACGGAAGAAUGUGCAGCUUGGGGUAUAUUUGCAUCGGGCAAGGGACAAGGAGGAGGGUGGAGGGAGUGCGCAGGCGGUUAGUUUGGAGACGAGAAUUUUGGAGAUUGAGCAGGAGACAGCCAAUACGUCUUUCUCGUCGCCGAGGAGGAGGGAGAGGGGGGCGGUUGUGGCAGCGGGGGACAUGUCUAUGGCAGGGGAUACGACGAUUGAUGGAGAUACGACUAUCACUGCUCCGAAAACCGCAGCAGACGACGAUCUCUUCACGGGUGAGGUAUCGACGCUCUUCCCGAACGGGAAUCCGUACCCACCAAUCUCUGCACUCCCGGCAUACACCGAUUCUCGGCCGACAAUUCAUACAUACUUCCGCAUCAUCUGUGCACGGAAGGGCAAGAACGCGAUCACGGUGUUCAACUCUGCACCCGACAAGUUCAACUUCAGUCAGAGUUGGGGAUGGAAGACGAGUAGUUUGUGCUCGGAGGAGGGGUUGCUGGAUGAGGUUGGGGAGGGAACGUUCAAGGUUACGUUGGUGCUCGGAAACGUUUAGUUAGGUUUUGACAGGAUGUUCUUGGUAGGCCGGAUAGGGGCUAUGGCUAUGGGUGUUUUGUGCUUGAACGAGA